AGAGCGGAGGUGCCUGUGGCCGCCCUGCCCUUGACCCCGAGCUGAGCACUGAGGACCAAAGCCAGGCUUUGAAAUUCAGGGUCCCGCGCCGGGGUCACCAUGGCACCGGCCCUGGGCAUCGCCCUCCUGUACGCGCUGCUGCCGCGGGCGCUCAGCCAGCCCAGCGCCGCCGUCCUCAGGCUCAGCAAAGGGGUUUUAGGUGACGCUCUUACAGGCUCACUCCGGCAAGGCGAGGUCCUCCAAGGCGCCCUCGGAGAGGUGCCGCUCGGCAGCGCACGCCCCGGCACGGAUGGAAGGGGAGACCCGCCGGGCGGCCUCGGGGGAGGGCUCCUUGGUGGUGGUCUGCUUGCUGGUGUCACUGGUGGCUUGCUGGUCGGCGCUGGUGGAGGGCUGCUGGGGGGGCUGACUGGAGGGCUGCUCGGUGGAGGGGGUGAUGCUGGUGGUGGCUUGCAGGGUGCUGGGCCCAGAAACCCUCCCAGAGGCUGGCCGGCGGCUGGUGGCGACGUCCCCAGGGGUGGCAUCCCCGCGGGGGGAGCUGGAGGAGCGCUGGGACAGCGAGGUCUGCUCGGUGAUGGGGGUGUCCUGGGCGCGGCGGGGAUCCUCGGUGGCCCCCGCGGCCUUCUUGGCAACGGAGGGCUGCUGGGGGGCGGCGGCCUGCUCGGCGUCCUCGGGGAAGGCGACUUGCUCAGCACCGUCCAGGGGCUGACCGGGCUGAGGAUCGUGGGGCUGACGCUCCCCAGGGUGUCCCUGCGGCUCCUGCCUGGCGUCGGCGUCCACCUCAACCUCUACACCCGGGCGGCCCUCGACGCCAAGAGCCUCCUGGGCUUGCUCGACAUCGCGGUGGAGGUGAACGUCACGUCACGGGUCAGGCUGACCAUGGACGGCACGGGCUACCCCAAGCUGGUGGCAGAAGGAUGCGAUACCCUCCUUGGUGGCAUUAAAGUCAGACUCCUGAGAGGCCUGCUCCCAGUUGUGGAUAAUUUAUUGGCAAGUGUCCUGAACAGACUUCUCCCUAAUCUGCUCUGCCCCGUGGUCAACAUCGCCCUGGGACUCGUCAGUGACCAGCUGGGUCUCGUGAACUCACUGGUGCCCCUGGGUGUGCUGGGCAGUAUCCAGUACACCGUGUCCAGCCUUCCCCUGGUAACCAGCCAGUUCCUCGAGGUAGACUUGAACGCUGUCGUUAGGCAAGAGGCAGGAGGCCUGGUGGACGUUCCGCUGGGGGAGCCAGAGACUGUCCCCGCGACCCCACGGGUCCCCAUGCCGCCCCUGCCCGCCAUGGCGGACACCAGCUCCUCCCAGCUCGGCCUCUCCGUGAGCUUCCUCGGCUCCACGCUGUCUGCGCUGCAGAGGGAGGGUGCCCUGGAUCUGGACAUCCCCAACGGCGUGUUUCCUGAGCUCCCGCCGCUGACAACGUCGACCCUUGGGGCCCUGGUUCCUGCCGUUUUUAAAGCAUACCCCGAGCCACGUGAGUUGCUGCUGAAAAUUGCAGUCCCCGAAGCACCGGUGGUGACCUUAAAGAAAAAUAAAGGUGCGAUCCAGCUCAGGGCUACAGCAGAGGUGAUGGUGAUUCACUCGCAUGAUGCCCAGAAGUCUCUCUGCCUUCUGAAUAUCGACACCUCCUUGCUGGCCCAGUUUUCAGUCAGGGACAACAAACUGAAGAUCAGAGUCGGCCUGGAGAAGACUGGUCUGUCCUUGGUGUCUUCAUCCAUCGGUGAUUUUGAUGUCUCGCUCCUGAAGGUGCUCCUUGGGCAGAUUUUCGACGUUGCCUUCCUGCCCGCAGUGAACAGCGUGCUGGCAGCGGGGGUGCCCCUCCCCAGGCUGCUGAACAUCGACUUCACCAACGCGGACAUCGACGUCAUGGAGGAUCUCGUGGUGCUGUCGGCCUGAGCUGGGGCCGCCGGGCUGGGAAGGGACCCCUGGUUCGCCCCGUCCCCCCCGGAGGGGUGGGAGCCCCGCCUGCCCGAAGGACGCCCACCGCGUUUCUCACCCAGCCUCACACAGCUUGGUCUUCUCCCUGCAAACGCGGCAU
Messenger RNA from Athene cunicularia (burrowing owl), 2029 nucleotides. RefSeq names its product BPI fold-containing family B member 4-like. The coding region runs from base 100 to 1887 and encodes 595 amino acids. Lineage: Eukaryota; Metazoa; Chordata; Aves; Strigiformes; Strigidae. The transcript has 16 exons. The record is from RefSeq and is a predicted model, not a curated record. Gene Ontology annotation, molecular function: lipid binding.